GUGCAUCUAGUCUGGUCAACUGCCACCCGCGCUCAGCACAUUGUUCUGAAGAAGCCAAAGCGAAAAUGGAUAGCGAGAAUACUGUUUCUGCCCACUCCGAGAUUGGCAGCCACAUUCCUGAUGUUUCCAACGCCAACAAAAAGCCGGAGUCACGCAAAAGCGGUCGGCCCAGCUUCAGGGUGGCGUUUUUCAGUUUGGGCGACUCGCUUUGCCAUGCAUUGACCAUCUCGAUGGUGGUUUACUUCUUCUGGGACUGUCUAAAUCAGUCCAUCAGCAGCCUGACCGGUUGGCAUGCAUCGCUUUUUACAUUAGCGUACGUGUUUUUCAUGACGGAGGGCUUGCUCAUCUUCCUGCCACACAGCGUGAUCAGCCGGGGAUGGGGACACAAGUAUCUGAUCAAGCUGCACUGGAUUUUGGAGCUUUUAGGAUUCAUUUGUCUUGCUUCCGGCAUGACCAUCAUCAUCGUGUCCAAAAAUCAGAGUAACAGACGCCACUUCGUCUCGUCGCACGCCAUCACAGGCCUUGUAGCCGUGAUUUUAGCUGUGCUGGUCAGUCUGUUCGGCUGGUGGACCAGGCUGGACAGAAAGUAUCACCUGGGCCUCAAAAUGUCCCAUUUGAAGUUGAUCCACACGGCACUGGGCGUUGUUUCGUACGGCGUGGGAAUGGCUGCUCAAAUACUUGGUUAUUUCACACACUACUACAUGAAAAAACACGAUGUCGAGUGGCGGGUGUUCCUGUCUGUGAUGACAGCGCUCCUGAGCCUGGUUGCCUUCCUCUUUGCCUCGACGAGCCUUUACAAGAGGACCAGGGAAAUUUUGCGCAAGUGA
This is a messenger RNA of Cloeon dipterum, 827 nucleotides long. Its product is annotated as transmembrane reductase CYB561D2-like. Lineage: Eukaryota; Metazoa; Arthropoda; Insecta; Ephemeroptera; Baetidae. The record is from RefSeq and is a predicted model, not a curated record. The transcript has 3 exons. Gene Ontology annotation, molecular function: heme binding; transmembrane monodehydroascorbate reductase activity. The coding region runs from base 66 to 827 and encodes 253 amino acids.